Molecule: messenger RNA, 1910 nt
Organism: Rhopalosiphum padi (bird cherry-oat aphid)
Lineage: Eukaryota; Metazoa; Arthropoda; Insecta; Hemiptera; Aphididae
Exons: 2
Coding region: 150-1910 (586 amino acids)
Cellular component (GO): nucleus
Molecular function (GO): DNA binding
Source: RefSeq, a predicted model, not a curated record
CAACUCAGAUUGUAAAUAAAAUAUUUUGUCGUAUUUUUUUAUUUAAACGUUGUUAUUUAUUUAUAAUUUCUAGUUACUGUUAUAUUUAUAUAAAGAAAGAAGUGUUCUUUAAUUUGAUUGUCUUGUCUGGUCUGUGCGUAGUAAUAGCCAUGCCACGAAUAAGACAAAGAACAACAAAUAGAGGCACUGAUAGUGAAGUCAUAAAAAGAGCUGCAGAAAUCUGUAUAAAAGAAAAUAAAUCUGAACGAUCAGUUGCAAAUCAAUUUGAAAUUUGUCAUGUAAGUUUAAAUCGCUACAUAAAAAAAUUGAAAGCUUACCGUGAUUCUGGUGGUCCUCUACCUGAAUGUGGUUAUCGACCUCACACCCGAAUAUUUAACAAUUUACAAGAAUCAAUGUUAACAAAUUACUUAAAAAAUUGUGCUGACAUGUACUUUGGAUUGAGCACCAAAGAUGUAAAAAAACUUGCUUAUGAAUUUGCAUUAAAAUUAGAUUUAAAAAUACCACCUAGUUGGACCAAACAUGAAUUUGCAGGUGAUGAUUGGUUUUCUAGUUUCUUAAAACGUAACAAUACAUUAUCCAUAAGAAAACCAGAGGCUACUAGUUUAGCUAGGGCAAUGAACUUCAACCCAGUAAAUGUUAAAAAAUUUAUGGAUAAAUAUGAUUCAGUUCUUGUGAAAUAUAAAUUUGAAGCACAUCAGAUAUAUAACUUAGAUGAAACUGGGAUAACUACUGUGCAAAAUCCUGGUAAAAUAGUAGCACAAAAAGGAAAAAAACAAGUAGGAGCAAUAACAUCAUCCGAACGUGGAACAUUGGUUACAAUGUGCUUAGCAGUUAGUGCUCUAGGCAAUACUAUACCACCUAUGUUUGUUUUUCCGAGAGUGAAUUAUAAAGAUCAUUUUAUUAGAGGAGGGCCACCAGGGUGUGUAGGCACAUCAAAUAAAUCAGGGUGGAUGCAAGGAGACCAAUUCUUAGAAUUCAUGCAACAUUUUGUCAACCAUGUAAGACCCACACAAGAAAAAAAGGUGCUGAUACUAUUAGAUAACCACGAAUCACAUCUAUAUUUACCAGUAAUUGAUUAUUGUAGAGAAAAUGGCGUUGUGUUGCUUUCAUUCCCCCCUCAUUGCUCCCACAAACUUCAACCUUUAGACAGGUCAGUGUUUGGUCCAUUUAAAAAAUUAAUUAACCAAGAAAUGGAUUCAUGGAUGAAGAGCAACCCUGGUAAAAGGUUUACUAUAUAUGAUUUGCCUUCUGUGACUUCUAAUGCCCUUAUAAAUGCAGCUACACCAAAAAAUAUUAUGAAUGGUUUUUCUGUGUCUGGUGUAUGGCCAUUCAAUAGAAAUGUGUUUGAUGACGAUGAAUAUGCGCCAUCAACUGUUACAAACAUUGUAUUAGAUAGUACAUAUAACAUGCAACCUAAUGAAACAUCUAAUAACACAGAAACAGUUAUAACAAACAUAAUAACUGAAACAUUAAAUCAAGAAUCAAUAACUAUAUCACCUGAAAGUAUUAGACCUUAUCCUAAAGCCCAAUUAGCACAAAAAAUGGGAAAAAAGGGUGGGAGAAAAAAAGGAACAACUAAAAUACUAACAGACACACCAGAAAAAAAUGAAAUUGAACAAAAUGCUAACAAAAAAAAUAACAUUGCUAAACGCAAACUAUUAUAUACAGAGGCUAGAAAAAAUAAACAAACAUCCAAAGCCACAAAGAAAAAGAAAAAUAAGAUAAUUGAUGAAAGUGAUGAAGAUGAUGAUGCUUUUUGUACGGUUUGCUCAGAACUUUAUUCAAAAAGUAAAAGUGGAGAACCAUGGAUUCAAUGUCAUAGGUGCAAACUUUGGUCUCAUGAAGCUUGUACUAAAAACAACUUUACUGUAUUUUAUAUCUGUGAUAAUUGUGAGGCUGAUGAUAUUUAA